Messenger RNA from Epinephelus fuscoguttatus (brown-marbled grouper), 5545 nucleotides. RefSeq names its product neurexophilin-1. The record is from RefSeq and is a predicted model, not a curated record. Bases 514 to 1344 code for a protein of 276 amino acids. NCBI's taxonomy places the organism in Eukaryota, Metazoa, Chordata, Actinopteri, Perciformes, Serranidae. Gene Ontology annotation, molecular function: signaling receptor binding. The transcript is spliced from 2 exons.
GAGAGGGAGAGAGAGAGUAGAAACUGUUAAAACGUGUGUUCGCUCUUACCAGUCUCAGCAUCGCUCAGUUCCUGCAGGAGGCUGCAGCUCCAUCACUCCAGGAUCUCCACUGGCACCGAUGACCAGAUAUGAUCUACCCACUUCCCAGUCAACCCAUUUCACUCUGAGCUGGGAUCUCUUUCUAUUUGUUUGCAUGGAUGAUAACAGCAUACCGCAUAUUGAUGGAUUUCUCAUACCACAACUAAUUUGACUCAAACCCGGGAUUGGUGGGGGGAAAGAGAGAAAAGACAAAAAGAGGGGGGGUGACUCCAAGUGGUUUCCAGCGGGGUUUCUUUAGGUUUGUGGAAGCUGCAGUUCAGCCUGCUUUGGACAUGGGACCGUGCGUCAGCCGAGAGGGAUCCGGUGCCGGAGGAAGAACAUCUUCCUGAAGGAGGAAAAGCCCGUGUGCGGGAGUUUUUUAAUUUCUGUCUUUUUGCCACCGGGGAGGGGGAGCUGUGGGUUUUACGCGCCGGAAUGAUGCGUCCCAACCGCGGCUUCAUCUUACUCCUCCUCAACGGAACUGCUUGUUUGGUGGCCCUGGGUCAAGAAGACGACUCCUCCAGCCCCAAGAGCUCUUCAGACGACUCCUCCAAGACAGUGGGCCUCCUGAGCGGGCAGGCUCCCCUCUCACCCCUGAGCCGCUGGAUGCUUCACAGUAAGAGCAGAGCUGCUAACACCACCUCUCUAGAGCUGCCCUACCGCUCCCCGGUCCCUUUCUCCAAGCAGGAGUUUUCGAAACAGGAGUUCUGGGAGAUGUUGGGCAGUGACCUGCUUAAACCCGACGCCUCCAGCUCCAGGGUCAAACGGCGGCCCAUCGUUAAAACCGGCAAGUUUAAGAAGAUGUUCGGCUGGGGAGACUUCUACUCCAACAUCAAGACGGUGAGGCUCAACCUGCUGAUCACCGGCAAGAUUGUGGACCACGGUAACGGUACGUUCAGCGUCUACUUCCGCCACAACUCCACGGGCCAGGGCAACAUCUCAGUCAGCCUGGUGCCACCUGUCAAGGCUGUGGAGUUUGACCUGGAGCGCCAGAGCGUGGUCUACCCCAAGGACUCAAAGAUCUUCAACUGCCGCGUGGACUAUGAGAAGGUGGAUCGCAGCAAGCGCACCUCGCUGUGCAACUAUGACCCGUCCAAGACCUGCUUCCAGGAGCAGAUUCAGAGCCACGUGUCUUGGAUUUGCUCCAAGCCUUUCAAGGUCAUCUGUAUCUACAUUUCCUUCUACAGUACGGACUACCGCCUGGUCCAGAAGGUUUGCCCGGACUACAACUACCAUAACGAGAUGCCCUACCUGCCCUCGGGCUAGACGACUUCUAGGGGGGAGGAGAGGUGGGAGGGGAGAGGAAAAGGGGGGUGAGUAGGAGUGACUGCAACACACGAGGAGAUAACCAGGGCUGUGAAUCGUCCUUAACGCCAUUGUGGCACCUUAAAAAAAAACCCUCUCUGUAGCCUGACUAUUCUAAGAUGUAAAAACAUAUAUGCAAAACAAAAACUACAGUAUGCAGAUAAUGAGGCAUUUGGAAUGCGUAACUGCAGCAUUCAUUAACUGGACUGGUAGUGAAAAUCAAACACGCACAUUCUUACCUCAACCCAGUUUCUAAAUGCCAACUUCUCGCCAGCUAAUUCUCUCCUCCAUUAAGUCAUCUGUGAAUGUUGUCUGAAUGUCCUUUUAAUCACCCUUUACUAUAUUGCUCUUUUGCAAAGUCACAAGGCAGCAUUUUUCAGCGAAAGCACGCUUUUAAAUGCUGCGAUAUGAUUCACCGGAGAGUUGUAUACAAAUCCAGACUUUAUUACAAACAUCAUACAGUGUUAAACAUUGCACACUGUAAAUGAUUAAAAACUUACCAGAGGGAACACAAAGCGUUGUUUCUCUCACAAGGAGCAGAUGAAUGUAAAGUGUAACCGACCACAGGAUCGUUUAGGUUACACUCAAAGUCUUUUUAAAGGGCAUCUUUUUUUAUCUGAACUUUAAGUCCAUCCCCAAAUAAAGUUCCUCGUCCUACCCAUUCUCUCCCCCACUGUCCUUACAUGCAAGCAUCCCACAUUGUCACUGUGUAGUUUGCAGCCUGCCAAAUCUAAUCACAGUAUAUCUCUCAGUUAUGUCACCUCCAUUUCAAUAAAAGAGGGAGAAGAGGGGGAGACAAAAUAAUAAAAUUUGCAAGAAAAAGCAAUUGCUCAACAAAGAUUCAGGGCCAGGGCUUAAGACGAGUUCGGUGUGAGGGAAGUAACUAGAUUCUGCAUAGAGAUAGAAUUGGCCCUCCACACUUAAGAGAGGGAGGGAGAGGGAGAGGUGGGGGAGGGAGAGAGGGAGAGAUUCAGUGAGCUGUUUUAAUUAAAGUGGAGAAGGAGACUUAGAGUAUGCAGCUCCUUCUAUUGUCCCCUCUGUAUGAAAAAGAUUACAUUUUGUUGCCGUCAGGAUUCCUGAUUUCACGCCUUGAUAACUUUGACUGUGUGAGGCAGAUUGCUCUCUCCCGACAAAUACUGUGCUCACUAAAGUCGGCCCGUUAUCUUGAAUAAAUGAAAAUAUUAUCAUAAUAAUUACAUAUAAUUUAAUCUCCUUUAGAACUAAUUAAGGUUUCAACGAGAGGGCGAAAUGUAUUCCUAAAAAUCAAGUCAGCGGGUAGGAGGAUAAGAGGACGUUCAUGGGGAUAGUUGUGGUUUUUUUUUUUCUGCUUGGAGCCAGCAGCCAAAGCUCAGCUCAGAGUUAACUGCUCUCAUUAAGAUAAAUUGCCACUGGCUGGCCCGUCUCAUGUUACUCUCACAAACAAUAUCAGUGGAGAGAAGUGCACAGUGGAGCCAUGAAUUAGGUAGCCUGACAUUUUGUUAGUGAGAGGUUACCCUGUUCAUGAGGGCACAAUGACUUCUCAUUGGACAGUUACACAAUACAGGUGUGAAGAGUCAUUAAACGGUGAGAUCAGGUAACCUGUUUGAUGCUAAUGUGCUGUGAUAUCAGGGAUUUAGCCAAGAUCUGUGUACGCCCGGCUGGAACUGUGCAGCGAUGUCCCAGGUGGACCUGCGCAGCGGUGAGCAGUAACCAUGUGGGGGGCACUGUGAGGCCAGACAUAAAUGCAUUGCCUUUGCUGCUCUGUGUGAGAUUGAGGAGCAGGAGUUUGAGGGAAAGCACAGUGAUAAGGCUAAAGAUAGUGACAAAGACCACAUUAAAGCUCUGCGUUUUUUAAUUCACUCUUAAAGAGGGGGGUAGCUCCUCUCCAUAUGCGACUUAAUCAACUUGUGGCACAGAGCAAAUGGCAGCAGGGCACGAGCACGUCCGCAGGGGACGGACAGCUACACCACCCACAGCAAUGAUUAAGGCAGUUCAUCUGGCCGGCAUCAAACCUCCAUCUCCUCCUGUUGUGAUUGUUUUAUUGAAACAGAUAUUUCAUAUAUGCAUCGAUUUAUGUUGACAACACAUGUGUCUGUAUUUAAGUGUCUCACAAUCAAGAAUCCUCACAGAGGGGAUUUUACUGAAGAGGCUAUUGAUAAUCAGAGUGCCAACUUCUGUACUAACAAGCCCGUAGGGACAGAGUCUGAUUUAUGCCACAUCACAGUAACUGUUCAGGCUGCUCACAUUCACUGAUCGUAGUUAUACCUAUGAAAAGUAAUGCACUACAAUUCAUACAUUACCAACGUAAGGAGGCUGUGAUAUACGUCAUACUAUAGGGGCAAAGGAGGAGGUCAGGACACGUAGCAUGAAGAAAUACAAAAAGCUCUAUUUGCAAAGGACUAGUAUUACCAGGGGACAUCAUGUGAUUUAGAUUAUACCCCACAUCUGUGUUUUGUGUGGUACAUUCGCACAGGAUAAGUGUAGUAUGUGUUUUACCCCAGUUUACUGACCCUCAGACACAAACAGUACACAUCAUCACUACAGUGCAUAUAGUGUUAACUGUUUCUAAGUGUCAGUUAAAGAAACAGAACUCAUCACCCAUCAUCUUCGGAGAUUUUGCUCUAUUGACAUAUUGGAGUUUGUUUUUUCUGCAAAUUGGUCUCCGUGCUGCUCUGUAGCGAGAUUGAGCCUCCUGAAUUUGCACCCAAAUUUCAGUCAAAACUUUCAUUUACGAUUGCAAAUGCAGCCAAUGACAAGAGGUCCCAACAUGGCAAGGUUAGCUAGGUAGUCCUGUGCAAAUAAGGCUGAAGUCCUCAUAGGGAGGUGGUUAUUUUAAAUUGUAUAUAUACAUCAGGUUGUCACGUUACCCUAAGUACAUCAUGUUGUUCUUUUAAACCUAACCUAAGCCGGUAGGGACGCUUAUUCAUAAGCUAUCAUACAAACUGGUGUUUGAGGAUACGUUGAACUGUUUAUGCAGUCUUUAUUUGAAAGUAUACAGAGUCAAAGUGGAACAUGCAAUAUAGAUGUAAGUCCUGUCUGCAGGAUGAGAUACCAAGCUUGUAAAAUGCACAUCAACCAGCAUGAAUGAACCACUGCCUCUUGCUCUGUUCAUUCAUUUCCUCACCCUCCAGCCCUCUGCCCCUUUUUCCCUCCAGACCUCCGUAUAUUACUCAGCCAUACGCCCCACCGUCUUCACGCUGUUGUCCUCUCCCUGUGUGUGACCCGGCUGACUGGCCCGGGCCCCCAUACCCUCUCUGCCUCCCUUACCCUGGCGUUGAACCCUGCUGUGGGUAGUUCCUCACGGCUGCCCCGCCUGCCCUCCUGUGCAUAGCGCUGAGCUGAGCUGGCUAAUCUCUGUGAGCUUAAUGCCGAGCCAACUGAACAUCAGCAGUGAGAACUCCCCUCUCUCCUUCUCUAUCUAUCUGUUUCUCUCUUUAUCUAUAUCCCAUCAAACAAAUGCGUGUGCACACACAGUCUUAAGAUGUGCUGGUUUAGGUAUUUUCCUCUCUCCUGUUCAAAGCAUCUUACAUAAGCCCCUGGAUUGUGAGAACAUGAAAUCUCCUCGAGAGCAUGCCAACGGAGUGCCCGACACAGAUAUGCCUCAGUAACCUCAAUACUCCUCUCCCCGCCUCCUGCAGGGUGUCCGGAGAGAAGCUGGAUACUCACACAUGUUGGAAUCAAAGCUGGGCAACAUGAGCCCACAGCACUGAACUCAUGUAGAAAAAAAAACAAGAACACAUCUUGGGCUACAUGCUGGGAAGAAGCCCUUCACUCUGCUCCUUACGGAUCCUCUCAGAUUUACAGCAAUACUCUCACUGAGACUCCACCCUCUCCGCCUCUCUCCGGGGUGACUUAAAGAAAGGCUGCUGGACUAAGUUAAACAGACAGUCAUGCUGCUGCGGGAUGGACGAUGUUGUUAUGACGGCAGCCUUACUGUUGACCCAUCUAAUGCCAACAGACAUGUGGAUAUUUGGCCUUAGAGACUGCAAGACAACACUGGUCCCCUCAGCAAAGAAUAGUAACAAAACUCGACUGUCAAAAACAUAAAUAUACAUAUAAAUAUAUAUAUAUAUAAAAGCUAAGAGUCCUCAGAUCUGAAUAAAGUUGUAUUUAAAUGUGGGUCAUGCAGUGGAGGUCGUCUGUUUUAUCUUUUUGUUCCUCAUGGUUUUGUUUAACUAUGUCA